AUGGCCGCGCUGCCGCUCUGCCUGCUAGUCUCUAUGCCUCCACCUCCUCCCUGGCGCCGCUCCGCCCUCCUCCUCUGUGGCCUAGCUGCCGCUCUGCCCACCAGCUCUAUUCCACCUCCUCCAUGGCCGGAAGCGCGCUAUCUCCAUGGUGACGGCGCGCCGGAAGCGGCGGCCCGGCCGUGUCCGUCUGUCAUGGCGCCGCGGCGGGCGGGCCUGGCUUGGGCCGCCCUCCUCGUCCUGCUGCUGGCAGCGCAGGUGGCGGCGGCGCCGGGGGAUUUCGACCCGUACCGCGUCCUGGGGGUCGGGCGCAGCUCCAGCCAGGCAGACAUCAAGAAGGCGUACAAGCGGCUGGCCCGGGAGUGGCACCCUGACAAAAACAAGGACCCGGGAGCAGAAGACAAAUUCAUCCAGAUUAGCAAGGCCUAUGAGAUUCUCUCCAAUGAGGAAAAGCGGGCAAACUUCGAUCGCUACGGAGAUGCCGGGGAAAGCCAGGGCUACUCUCAGCACCAGCAUCGCCAGUUCCACCACUUCCAUGAAGGCUUCUAUUUUGAUGAGUCCUUUUUCCAUUUCCCCUUUAAUUCGGAGAGGCGCGACACCUCUGACGAGAAGUAUUUGCUCCAUUUUUCCCACUACAUCAACGAAAUCGUGCCAGAUAGUUUCAGGAAACCUUACCUCAUUAAAAUAACCUCGGACUGGUGUUUCAGCUGCAUCCACAUCGAGCCUGUGUGGAGGGAGGUCGCUCAGGAAUUGGAGGCACUGGGAGUGGGAAUCGGAGUCGUUCACGCUGGGUAUGAACGACGCCUUGCCCAUCACCUCGGUGCCCACAGCACACCCUCCCUGCUCGGGCUCAUCAACGGGAAAAUCACCUUCUUCCACAAUGCUGUCAUUCGGGAGAACCUGCGGCACUUCGUGGAGAACCUUCUGCCAGGGAAUCUCGUGGAAAAGAUUACAGAUAAAAACUACAUCCGCUUUCUCUCCAACUGGAAGAAAGAAAACAAGCCCCACGUCCUUCUAUUUGAUCAUAUGCCAGUUGUGCCAUUAUUGUACAAGCUGACUGCCUUUGCCUACCGCGAUUACUUGUCCUUCGGUUACGUGUACGUCGGGCUCCGAGGCACGGAAGAGCUGUCCAGUCAGUACAACAUCAAUGUCUACACUCCCACCAUGAUGAUCUUCAAGGAGCACAUCAACAAGCCAGCUGAUGUCGUGCAGGCACGAGAAAUGAAGAAGCAGCUCAUUGACGACUUCCUUUCCCAGAAUAAGUUCCUCAUGGUGGCCAGGCUUACCAGCCAGAGGCUGUUCCAGGAGCUGUGUCCUGUGAAGAAGUCUCACCGUCAGCGAAAGCACUGUGUGGUCUUACUUACCGGAGAAGGCGAUAAAUUUGCCGAGGCUUAUGAGGCAUUUUUGACUUUUGCUGUGGCUAACACAAAAGACACCUUGAAGUUUGUGCACAUCUACAAUGAUCGGCAGCCAGAGUUUGCAGACACCUUGCUGAUGGAUGAGGAGAAGUAUCGGGGCAAAUCAGCUGUGGUCAUUUUGGAGAGACGCAAUAACGCAGGGAAGAUCGCCUAUAAAACCUUGGAGGAUGCCUGGCAAGGCAGCAAAGAAGACAACUUCAUCCUCCUGGACCUUCUGGACCAGCUGAGGACAGACCCCGGCCUUCUCUCUUCAGAGACUGUCCUGGCGGACCUGAAUGAUGAGCUCGCUCCGAUGUUCCUUAUCCGAUGGCUCUACUCCACGCUUGACUACAUCUCGGAUUGGUGGGACAGUUUGUUUCACAGUAACUGGCGAGAAAUGAUGCCACUGCUGUCCUUGCUCUUCUCUGCUCUCUUCAUUCUCUUUGGCACCGUUAUCGUUCAGGCUUUCAGGAUAAUCUCCCUUUGCAGUGAUUCGAGUGAUGCAAGGGAGUCUCCUCCCUCUGAGAAGGAAGAAACCACCGCAAAGACAGAGAAGAACGACGCGAGCUUCAGCAAAGAGAGUAACAGCAGGAUUCCCAAGAAGGGCUUUGUCGAGGUGACCGAGCUAACGGACAUCAACUACAACAGCAACUUGGUACGCCUGAGGCCGGGUCACAUCAACGUGGUCUUGAUCCUCUCCAACUCAACCAAAACCGCCCUGCUCCAGAAGUUUGCCCUGGAAGUCUACACAUUCACAGGGACCAGCUGUCUUCAUUUCUCCUUCCUCAGCUUGGACAAGCACCGAGAAUGGCUGGAAUACCUGUUAGAGUUCGCACAGGAUGCGGCCCCCAUUCCGAAUCAGUAUGACAAGCAUUUCCUUGAGCGUGACUACACAGGCUAUGUCCUGGCUCUAAAUGGCCACAAGAAAUAUUUCUGCCUCUUCAAGCCUCACAGAUCAGGCGACGAGGGGGGAACACUGGGAUCAUGCGAGGAUUACGAUUCCUCACUACACACAGAAGCCCGAGGUAAAUCCUCCUGCAGCCCAGGAUCCAGAUCCAUUAAAAAUAAAUUACACAAAUUGUCCUUUUGGAUGGAGCGCCUCCUGGAGGGUUCCUUACAGAGGUUCUAUAUCCCCUCGUGGCCCGCACUAGACUGAGGGAUUUUAAAGAGAUUCUAAUGGACAAACUUUUUAUGAAGAUGACAAGGGACAGCUCUUUCCAGGAAUAAGCAAACAAGCGUGAUGAAUGGACCUUAGGUUUUAGGUGAACUCUCCUAGGGCCAUCGACUUGAGCCCCAAAGCGCAGCCAAGCGCGCCGCAAUUCCCUCCACCGACUCCUUUGUGCGUUUGGAUGUCGUACUACCGAAGAGCCAAGAAGUCUGUUUUCCCCUUCUUGUCCUGCCGCAUCUGCUUCCCGAGUCGCCCUCGUUCCAUCUCUUGUUUUACCUCAGUUGAAUUAAAACCCAGGACUUCUCUGCCACGGUGACUCGGUCCAGACUGCACGUGGCCAAUGACGCAGGUUGGGUCGUGGUUCUCUCUCCGCUUCCCCACAUGCUUUAGCCCAUGGUGCACGGUGUAACACUGGCAAGACCCUUCCGAAAGGCCUCCUCCCACCAGGCAGUCGUAUGUUACCGGCUUUUCCCAUGGUAAGUGAGCUAGAGUAUGGUCAGGAACGUCUCCCUCGUAGCAAACCUGUAGCUGGGACUCGCCUGUGGUGCGGGCUCGUAGGUGAUCUGCAUGUUCCAUGCUCCUCCUGCCAUAGUUCCACAUGCAGCUUCACCGGCUAAACCAGAACCAGGGAGAGAAGGGGUUCUGCACGGCCGUACAUACUGUAAAGGUGUUGAGCCAUUUAAAUGUCACAUUGAUUUUUCAGAUGCCUUUCUGCUUCUGUCGAUUCUAG
Messenger RNA from Cuculus canorus (common cuckoo), 3292 nucleotides. RefSeq names its product DnaJ heat shock protein family (Hsp40) member C16 (gene DNAJC16). The transcript is spliced from 14 exons. The record is from RefSeq and is a predicted model, not a curated record. NCBI's taxonomy places the organism in Eukaryota, Metazoa, Chordata, Aves, Cuculiformes, Cuculidae. The coding region runs from base 1 to 2550 and encodes 849 amino acids.